GUUAAUACUUGGUAUUUUUGCAUUCAAUUACUGUCGGAUACCCUGAGUUUGUUGUCUAACUCUUCUUCUUUUAAUCAAUAGUUCACAAUUGUUUUGACAAUUUGCGAGUCUAAUUUUUUGUGUGCGGUGAUACAAAUUAAUUGGAAAUGUCUUAAUACAAUUGAUUUUUUGGUCCAAUCGUUGUUUUAUUGUUAAGCAAUAUUUGAUUAGUAAAUAAUUUUACUAAAUAUAAUAACGAAUUUAUUGAUUAUAAAAUUGUUGGCUACAUUAGUCCUUUAUGUUUGGUAGACCUGAGAGCUAUUUUUUUAACAACGUCUUGACAAAACACGGCUUGUGUGAGAAUGUCGUUUGCAUUUAAGAUAGAUAAAGCAUUGAAGGCCAAUUUGUAUAAAAUAUGUCGCCUUUGUGGAAUUGAUAGAGAUGAUAAAUACGACAUAUUGGAUGCGGAUACGGAUAACCAGGAGCCGGUAGAUUGUGACGAAGAAUUGAAACUACACCAAAAAAUUAUACAAUGCAUUGGAAUAACAGUUUGCAAGGAGGAUAAAAUGCCUCAAAGUGCUUGUGGACUUUGCGUGGAUAAAAUCAAUGAUUUUUAUGAGUUUCGUGAAAUGUGUUAUGCUACAGAUGUACAGACUAGGAAAUUGCUCGGAUUGAAAGUUGGAGUACAGAAAAAGAUCGUGGAUGUCAAACCAUGUAUUGAGAUAAAAGAGGAAGUUGGUGUAAAACGUGGACGUAAACGCAAAUCAGAUGAGAUUAUUGCAAAGGUUGACUCCUCAACUGAUAUAAAGCGGGAAACUGUUCCAAUAAUGCUGGGAAAUAAAAAGCAACGUUUGAACGAGCUACCACCAGAUACGAAAAAGAAAGGCAAAUUUGGGAGAAUAGCUGACAAAGCUUUAAAGCCCAAAGAGGAAAUAAAAGAAGAACCCAUGGAUAUGGAGAAACCGUCAACAACGAAUACCAAAUAUCGACAUGUUUGCAACAUAUGUGAUCAAGGGUUUGUUAGCAGAUUAAAAUUAGAUCAACAUAUUGCGGCAAUACAUACGCCUAACAUCCCACGAUAUAUUUGCACGGCUUGCAAUGAAACUAUAAAAAAAACCAAUGACAUUAAAAGUCAUCAGUUAUGGCAUAAGUUAAGUAAAACGCCUUAUAUAUGCGGACAUUGUGGCCAAUCACUGAUCAGUUCCUACGCGUAUUCUAGACAUCUUCGAGACCACACUGUGGAAAUACCUCAAAAUUUAUGGGUGCUCGAUCGUGAAUGCCCUCAAUGUCAUCAAACUUUCCUCACAAACUUUCUUUACAAUACACAUCCAUGCGCUGUGCGGACUAAAAAGUGUGCAGGUUGUAAUCGUCAGUUACGUAAUGAGGUUGAGUACCUGCGUCAUGCAGCACAUUGUGCUAAAGUUUAUUUGAAUUACUCAAAACAUAUACCAGUUGCUGCCCUCGCUGCAGAAUCAACAAUUUGUAUUAAAAAUGAAAACGAAGUAGAGGCAGCUGCUGCCGAAGCCUUCGUUCGCAAUGCUGGCAUAUCGUUGGACAUGACACCAAUCGUAUCUUUAACUCGAAUUUCCACCCCUGAAAUAAUAGCAGCUAGCCAUGGCACUACCACAACAGAAUAUUCCAAUGAUAGUACUGGAAUACUACUUGACGAUGCAAAAAUGUCAGGAAAAAAGGGCAGUAAAAAAGGAGUCUCUCGUAAAGAUCUUAAAAGAGUGGAUAAUUUAUUAAAAUCUACAUUAGAUGUUCUGGUUAGCAUUAAACAUGAGCCAGAGGUACAUGUAGAAAUUGAUUCUGAAACACCAGCGCCGUCCGAUGAAACUGCCAAAACAGGCGAGGAGUCUGCAGUGACGAGCGAUGUUGGUUUUAUUAAUGGUGAUAAUUUUCAUCAUGGAGAUGAUGAUGAUGAUGAUGAUGGUAAUAACAAAAUUGAUGACGAGAGUCAAGCAGCUAGUGGACAUACAACGGAUGUAGCAAUCAAACUUGAACCAGUUGAAGAUGGUUUUGUUCACAACGAUUUACAAAUUAAGCAAGAAGCAAAUGACAUUUACAAUGAGAAUCCAUCUCCAACCACAAAAAUGCCAGUAUUAAAAUUGAAAAUCAAGAAAGAGCAUGGCACAUUAAAUUCAUCAAUUGUAGAAGAACAAAAUGUUCGAGUCGAAAAGAAAAAGAAGAAGAAAAAACGAAAAGAUGCGAUCAGAAGUAAGGAUAAAUUUUUGGAUGAAAAUGAAGUUUUGCCUGUGGAUGGGUCUCUGCACGAAAAUUCUGAAGGGGCAGGGGAUAGUCUCACAAACCAAAUAUUUUUGAGGCCUAUCAAACAGGAGCAACUGGGCGAAACUGAUGAAGAAUAUGAGGGUAAUAAACUCGAAAGUAAUGAAUCGGUACAUACAGAAACUACCGUCAUGACUACAAUACCAAUACCGCAAUUCCAAAUAACUGCGAUUUCGAGUGGUGUCGAAUUCGCAUCGUCUACCGAAGGGGAGGCUAAUGAUGAACCCAGUGAAGCAGCGACAACAACACGCACUGCUCAUGUUCAAGAAGAAGAUGAGGAUAUCAAACCGAACAAAGCUGAAUUAGAUCGUUUAUUUGAAAUUACUAAUGUUAGUUGCGGUGUGCAGAUGGAUCAAGAACCAGAAAGUGAAAUUGAUAAAGAAGCCGACUGUAACACAGAAAAUUCAAACCCUAAGGUUCCAGUUACAAGUAUGGCACAACGAAAAUCUCCCAAAACAAUACAUAAAGUUGUUAGGCAUAAAUUUUCAGAACAAAAAGUUGUGACGCAAAGCCGGUCGGCUAGGGCUUUCAAGUCAACAUCAGGAGUUAGUAAGACAAUAGUAAAUACCAACAGUGGUAUUGCUGAAUCUAAUUUGGGAAACGUUCACCAAAUUCAAAUUAAACCUGAACCAGUUGAUCGUGGUUAUGAGGAUAUAUUCAAUGCUUAUGAGUCAGCUACAAAUUCUUCUGCAGCAGAGACAUUACAAUCUUCCAUGAGAGAGAUUGCUGAGCAGGAUUAUAUAAAUAAAAUUGAUUUUGCAACUAUACAAAUCAAACAAGAAAAAGACAUUGAAGUGUCCGACGUCGAAAUGACAAAUACACAUAUCGUGGGAAAUGCUGUACUCAACGGUAAGCGUUCGAACGGUGGAGAAUCUCAAUAUUGUGAAAACGAUGAAGACUCUGAUAGUGUAGAUAAUGAAGAAACCGAUGAUGAUGAGGAUGACGAUGACAAUGAUGACGAUUGGGUAGGCAUUAAGAAAGUAGUAGAAGAGAAACGUGAGUACCGUGAACUCGAGAUGCCACCGCUGUUAUCAACAGAAGUGCAAGAGUCAAAUGAAAAUGUACACGUUUCUCAAAGUACGUUUCCUACGCGUAACUUAAAAGUAUCACUUAUCGAAAUUGCUGAUGAUUUCUCAUCAGUGGGGCACGCGUUGGAAAGUGGGAACGUCGAACAAAACACAUCGGAGUGCGUCUUAAAUAACACUACUUCAUUAAAUGAACCUAUCACAAGUGCAUUACUAGUACCUCCUUUAAUGAUAACAGGCAUUUACAGCCAAAGCGACGGUGGGGUACCAGUUAAGUCCCCCCAAACAAAUGUUGCAGUUACGCCCCAUAGUGAAAUAGAGUGUGCGCAUGGUGAGAAUGAGCCUAUCGUUGAAAUGCCAACUUUAAAAAUUACAAGUGUCAUAGCUGGCUGUUCGAAUAGCUUUGUUGAUCUUCCACAAGAUUAUAACCAAUUAAUCGAGAAAACCCCACCCCAAUUUGCUGGGCAACUAUCGAAGGUUGAUGAUGUGAGUGAACACAGGGAUUCUAUAAAUGAAGUCACAGGUACGUACCCAGAAGCUCGUACGAUGAGCUUUGAGGUAAAUCAGAACAAAGAUGGUCUUCUUGAUGCUCAGCCAUUUUCUGAUGUUCGAACGGAAACCGAAGGUUCGUCACAAACGAUAUUACAUACCAACAUAGCUUCUAAUUCUGCGCAGAACCAUCCUGCAGAACUGUUGGGUGAGAGCUUGGUUGAAGAAGAACAGAAUUUUCUUAAUCAAGAAGUUGUCGAAGCACAAGCAAUACAACGAUUAAUACAUGAUUCCGAUCAACCUAUUCCACUGAUUGCGCCAGCACAAAACGUUGAAGAGGCCGAAAAUCUUAUGAACGAAAGCGUGGCGGAGGCGCAACUGCAGCAGCGACAAGAACCACAAGCUGAGUUUCACACAGGAGGUAACAUGUCCUUGCUGACAAGUGUUCAAGAAUGCUGUGACAGCGCCAGUGGCAGUGUUGAAGGAUGUAGUCAAAUUGGAAGGCUCAAUCACACCUUCCUGCUGGAUGAGACUAACAUUAAUGAAAUCGCCGAAAAUAACAAUAAUGCAAAUAUUGAGCGUGAAUUACAAGAUGAGGCAACAACUACUGCGAGCUCAAACACAGUUAACUCCAUCGAUAGUGACACUGAUAGGCGAAGCAACACAGAUAUCAGAGAUACGCAAACAACUGAUAUAACAUGAAAGCAAAAAUAAAUUAGGUACGAUGCUACAUUUUAACAAAAUAUAUAUAAUAAAUAUUAUAGAGUCGGAAGUUCAAUUAGAAUUAUGCUAUUAUUGAUAUUUAUUAUUUGUGGGCUUUAAAGCGUUUAAAGCAACCGAUGUUCGCUAAUUAUCCAGUAAGUAAAUGGUAUAAUUAGGUAUAUUUUUGCUUUUAUUUUACAUAAUAUGUACAUUAACUUGAGCAUAAAACGUAUAUUAGAUUUCUUUCAAAGUGUAAACAGAAAAUAUUUAAUAUUUGUCAGAGGAUCCAUACCUUUUUUAGUAUAGCUAUCACUUAUUCAUUAUUAAAUUUGGAAAGAGAGUGAUGCCUAAAUUAUUUAUACAAAUUAUUUACGAGACAGUUGUGUAAUCAUGAGCGCAACCACCUCUACUAGAGUAAAGCUUUCUUAUUAUUAAUAUUUUUGUUUUGAUUGAUACUUGUAUACUUGCACACCCAUACACAUUAAUGUAUUAAUAAAAUGUAUAUUAAAAUAAUUUUCUAGCAUAUAGCAAUGCCAUAUUGCCAAUUUGUAAAUUACGUAUAUGUAUAUGUGAAUGGAAAAAGCAUUAUAAGUACAUUAUUUUUUGUAAGCAAAACGUAUCAAAAAUAUUAAUAAUUACAUAAAAUAGAUUACUAAUAAAUUCGUAAUAUACCAACAUUAACAAUUCCAGCAAUAUUUAUUUUUGGAUU
Zeugodacus cucurbitae (melon fly) is the source of this 5190-nucleotide messenger RNA. RefSeq lists its product as uncharacterized. Gene Ontology annotation, molecular function: RNA polymerase II cis-regulatory region sequence-specific DNA binding; zinc ion binding; DNA-binding transcription factor activity, RNA polymerase II-specific. The transcript has 6 exons. Bases 342 to 4481 code for a protein of 1379 amino acids. Gene Ontology annotation, biological process: regulation of DNA-templated transcription. Gene Ontology annotation, cellular component: nucleus. The record is from RefSeq and is a predicted model, not a curated record. NCBI's taxonomy places the organism in Eukaryota, Metazoa, Arthropoda, Insecta, Diptera, Tephritidae.